Populus euphratica (Euphrates poplar) is the source of this 1808-nucleotide messenger RNA. RefSeq names its product senescence-specific cysteine protease SAG39-like. Gene Ontology annotation, molecular function: cysteine-type peptidase activity. NCBI's taxonomy places the organism in Eukaryota, Viridiplantae, Streptophyta, Magnoliopsida, Malpighiales, Salicaceae. The record is from RefSeq and is a predicted model, not a curated record. The transcript is spliced from 2 exons. Gene Ontology annotation, biological process: proteolysis. Bases 272 to 1360 code for a protein of 362 amino acids.
UAUUGAACGUAACUUGAACAAAUAGUUGGAUAACUCAAAGGUAUAAGGAAAAAUAAGCAUCGCAGAACAAUACAAGUGCUACAAAAUAAAAUACGAGAAGUACAGACAACGCAGCAGCGUCCAAAUUUUGUGUCAGGAUCAUACACAACGUGCCAGAUUCAUCAGGUUAUUUGCUUCCACAUUGUAAGAAUUGAAGCCAUGGUGUGAAUGCUGUUUGAGAGAGAUCUUUAAGCAGACCAAUGCAAGUACUAUAAAUACAUGUAAUUCACUAAUGACUAGUGCAAUAUCAUCACGUCCUACAAUACUUGCCUAUAGUUACAAUCUUGCACACUUCAGCAGAAUGGCUUUUAUACCAGAAAACAAACUAAUCUUUGCAGUGGUCUUACUUCUUGGGCUCUGGACUUCUCAUGUCUGGUCACGCUCUUUGUAUGAGGCUUCCAUGAUGGAGAGACAUGAAACAUGGAUGGCUCAGUAUGGACGAGCAUAUAAAGACCGUGUAGAGAAGGAGAGGCGCUUAAACACAUUCAAGAACAACGUGGAGUUCAUCGAGUCUUUCAACAAGGAUGGGAAAAAGCCUUACAAGCUAAGUGUCAACGAAUUUGCAGAUCUUAUGAACGAGGAAUUCCGGGCCUCGCGCAAUGGAUACAAGAUGCCCGCUCAUUUGAGCUCAUCUAGCACCAACCCUUUCAGGUAUGAAAAUAUAAGUGCAGUUCCGUCUACCAUGGACUGGAGAAAGAAAGGAGCUGUUACCCCUAUCAAGGACCAAGGUCAAUGCGGUUGCUGCUGGGCAUUUUCUGCUGUGGCUGCAACGGAAGGGAUUACCCAGCUCUCAACUGGAAAGUUAAUUUCUCUUUCCGAGCAAGAACUGGUUGAUUGUGAUACAAGUGGUGAAGACCAGGGUUGUAACGGUGGUUUUAUGGAUGACGCCUUUGAAUUCAUCAUUCAGAACAAAGGCCUUACGACUGAAGCCAAUUACCCCUACCAGGGAGCUGAUGGAACUUGCAACUCUGGGAAGGCAGCUGCAAAGAUCACUGGUUAUGAAGACGUGCCUGCCAACAGCGAGGCAGCGCUGUUGAAGGCAGUAGCCAAUCAGCCAGUCUCAGUUGCUAUUGAUGCUGGUGGAUCUGCCUUCCAAUUCUACUCGAGUGGUGUGUUUACCGGAGAUUGUGGGACUGAUUUAGAUCAUGGUGUGACUGCUGUUGGGUAUGGUAUGAGUGAUGAUGGUACCAAGUACUGGUUAGUCAAGAAUUCCUGGGGAACUAGCUGGGGAGAGAAUGGAUACAUAAGAAUGGAAAGAGAUAUUGAUGCCAAGGAAGGUCUUUGUGGAAUUGCAAUGGAAGCUUCGUACCCUACAGCGUAAUGGCAACAAAUGAUGGUUAUCCUUCAUUUAGAGUUCCCAGCAGUAUAUUUCCAAUUUUUUUUUGUUGAAUGUACGUGCAGUGUUCUCUUUGUUAAUAUGUAAACUGCUGUGUUCCAUGUACGCUUAAGUCAAGGCUUUUGCUUUGUGAAUGAAAUUCAUAAUGAUUGCUUGUUUGUAAUUUACUCUUCAAGCUAAAGAGUAGCAUGAAAUCUAUACAAAAAUAUGUUGCUUGGUUGUCUUACCUUUUCAUUUAGAGAGGGUACACUCCCCAUUCUGUUCUUGUUCAAAUUCAAGAUUUGGCCCUAAUCUGUUCCGUCACUAAAGCAAAGACCCAAGUGAUAAUCUAUCUUUUAGUUAGAAAUAGCUAUUUCCGUUCAUUUUAAUCACAAAUGAUAAUCUAGAAACAUGAUAUUGUGUCAUAGAAACACAUGAUUUGGAGGAAGAAAAA